Molecule: messenger RNA, 1248 nt
Organism: Lotus japonicus
Lineage: Eukaryota; Viridiplantae; Streptophyta; Magnoliopsida; Fabales; Fabaceae
Product: aspartic proteinase CDR1-like
Exons: 2
Coding region: 1-1248 (415 amino acids)
Biological process (GO): proteolysis
Cellular component (GO): extracellular region
Molecular function (GO): aspartic-type endopeptidase activity
Source: RefSeq, a predicted model, not a curated record
AUGACUACUUUUAUUUUUACACUUUUUACCCUUUGCCUCCAUUGUGCUAUUUCUCUCACUCAAUCUCUAAACAAUGGCUUUAGUGUGGAACUCAUCCACCGUGACUCUUUUAAAUCUCCAUUCUAUAAUCCCUCUAAAACUCCAUUCCAAAGAGUUGCUAGUGCCGUGCAUCGUUCCAUCAAUAGUGCCAAUCGUUUCAACAAAGCCUAUGUUGGGAAUGUUGUCCCAAUAAACACAGCAGAAUCAACUAUAGUCCCAGACAAAGGUGAGUAUCUCAUGAGUUAUUCAGUUGGAACCCCGCCUUUCAAGCUUUAUGGUAUUGUUGACACCGGUAGUGAUAUUGUUUGGUUGCAAUGCCUACCUUGUGAAACAUGUUACAAACAAACCACUCCUAUCUUUGAUCCAUCAAAAUCCAAAACUUAUAGAACCAUACCUUGCUCUUCUUCUAAAUGUGAGUCAAGGUCACAAGGAGAUCUUAGCGUUGAAACUCUAACUUUGGAGUCCACAAGUGGCUCUCCCAUCUCAUUUCCAAAAACUGUGAUUGGAUGUGGACAUAGCAAUACUGUGUCGUUUCAGGGUCGAAGCUCUGGCAUAGUUGGUCUCGGAGGUGGAGCUAUAUCUCUUAUAACUCAAAUCGGUUCUUCAAUUGAUGGGAAAUUCUCCUAUUGUUUGGUGCCAAUGUUUUCAGCGUCUAACACCUCGAGCAAACUCAAUUUUGGGGACGCUGCUAUUGUUUCUGGAAAAGGAACUGUCUCAACUCCCAUUUUCCAUGGUGAUGUUGAUGUCUUUUACUACCUAACUUUGGAAGCAAUUAGUGUGGGAGACAAGAGAAUAGAAUUUGGAAGCUCUUCCUCUGAAUCUGUUCAAGAGGGAAAUAUCAUAAUUGACUCGGGCACAACGCUGACUCUAUUGCCAGAUAAUGUUUAUUCCAAUUUGGAAUCAGCGUUGGUGGAUGCGAUGAAAGAAGAGCGUGUUGAAGAUCCAAGUAAACAACUGAGCCUUUGUUACAAAAUUUCAUCAAAACAAUUAGAAAUUCCUACUAUCACUGCACAUUUUAAGGGUGGAGAUGUCACUUUGAAUGCUCUCAACAGUUUUGUUCAAGUUGCUAAUAGUGUUGGAUGCUUCGCAUUUUCCCCUUCUGAAACUGAUGCCAUCUUUGGGAACUUGGCACAACAAAACUUGUUGGUUGGCUAUGACCUUCGGAACAAAGUUGUCUCAUUUAAACCCACUGAUUGUACCAAGUUGUGA